GAUGCGCGUUAAUUCUGCAUUUUUGGUGUCGUGGAUUAUCUCAGGCAGUCGACAGCUUUCUGGUAACGUUACUCAUACCGUUGGCUGGUCAUCGACGUUUUCGCGUUCCUACCAUACCUUUUAGUGAGCGCGUGGGUUUGCUGUGUUUGGUCGUUAACGACGCUCUCAGUUCUCCGAUUUGCGUUGAUGUGCAAGUUUUGCGAGCUGUUACUGGGUUUUAUAAUGUUGCCGUUGAUUUUGAAUCGUUCGACCAACACUAA
Ambispora gerdemannii is the source of this 260-nucleotide messenger RNA. The record is from the annotation of a GenBank genome assembly. NCBI's taxonomy places the organism in Eukaryota, Fungi, Glomeromycota, Glomeromycetes, Archaeosporales, Ambisporaceae.